AUGAGCAAGAGAAGGCUAGCUGUCUGGUUAUUGCUUGCUGUGAGCAGCCUACCUUUGCAUUUACUGUACAAUUCAGUUGUAUUUCAGACAACAGCAACGAACGCCGUCGACAUGACGAUGAUAAAUGAAUCUUUCCUCAGCACGAGGGGAGGAUGGAAGCUCGAGGAUGGUGAUGAUGAGUACCGUCCCCACUUCCAGGCUCUACAGGACACAUUUCUGGAAAAGCAGAAUUUGAGCGCGACUCCGUUCCAAAACAUUUCUGCCACUGUGUGCAUUCAUCGCUACCAGACGGCCUUCAUAAGGGCUGGUAACGGCUUCCCUGUUAUGGCAACAAACUACUCAGAAGAGACAGGGGGUGCAAUCGGCAACAGCUCACUGUUGGCCUACGGUAUGAACAUUACCGAGAUGUGGUUCGGCCCAAAAUUUGUUUCUCAUCUCUUAUAUUGUUUGAGUGAAUAUUCACCCGAGCGAUGCCAGGUACAGCUCAACCAGAGCAUCUUGUAUAUUGUCAUCGCGUGCAACAUCCUGACGACUACUCUCAUGCUCAUGAUACUUGGGUGGAUGAAUGACGAAACGAUCGUUACGGUCGGCGACGCGAUCCAGACAUUCAUCCUGACACCUGACAUUUCAACUCAAGAUUGCUGUCUCAUGACUAUUCACGAUAAGAUAUCGGAAGCGCGGAGGUUAUAUCAUCACCAGCCCGGCAAUAAUGUUCGCUGGUACAGUGUUGUCAGCGGCAAGCGCUGGUUUUGUUUGCUUUUUGUAUACUCCAUGAUCAUAGCUACAGCCCUAUACUUUUACAGCAGCAUUGACCGUCGCUGGGUAACGUGCACAGAUCCAGGUGCCUCCGAGUUCAAAGUCGACCAAAUUUGCCGGUGGAAUGGCUUUGGGAACGUUAGUUUCCGUUUUAUCCUCGAUGUAUACCUCGGUUCCAAAUCCCUGAUACCCUACGUUCUUGUGGCCAAUGCGCCUCAGGUGGUCAUAUCGCUUGUAUACAUCACCUACAACGGGCUUUUUACGACGAUGCUCGCGAACCGCGAAUGGGCGAGCUACGUACAUAAACGAGCUGCACUUCGCGUCACCUUCCCAGCUUCUACCCAGCGCUCUACGUACUUCCUUUCUCUACCGUACAAAUUCAGCCUCCCGCUUAUCGUCGCCAGCAUCUUACUGCAUUGGUUCAUUUCGCAGACAUUGUUCAUCGCACCCAUUGCUGUUUACAAAAAUGGCGUGCUAGAGCCGACGCUGCGAGACUGGUUCCAUCACGAGGGAGCUUCAGGUUCUCUGACCGGUCUAGGGUUUUCAGACUCGGCGCUACUUGCCGCAAUCAUUAUGGGAUGUCUCUUAGUCGCAGCCUGUUUGACUAUCGCCGGAUUCUGUAAAUAUCCGACGGACAUGCCACUCGGAGGCACGAAUAGUGCGGUUAUCAGUGCGGCAUGUCAUAUAAAGCACAGAUAUGGUGGAAAGGUUGAGGGUCUAGACGAUGUUGUCGAGCGUCCGUUGAAGUGGGGUGUCACGAUCGAGGGUACCAAGGAUCAAGUUGGACACUGUUCUUUUAGCGACAAAGCAGUCCAGAAGCCGGUUGAAGGCUGUUUAUACGCUUGAAGGAUGGUAGUUACAUGAGAGUUUGGGAUAGUCCACCCAAAGUCGUUAUAUGUACGGAUGUCUCAAGACACAGUUAUCGCUCACUAAAUUACAUUUGUACAAAAUCUGAACAUAACAACAUGUGCUCAACAAGUCUAGUAUCCAACAAACAUGCAAGUCGCCAACGGCUCCGAAUCCACCAUGCAUUACCACUGCCUUUCCAAAAACUCGUGAUCACAUAACACUCCAUCGCAUCAUAUUUCCCUCUCUUCAGCAAACUACACCCCCUCUCCCCCUUUCUCUACAAAAUCCAUCAUCUACGCAGCCGCAGCAGGUUUCCUAGACUCCAACUUCCUCGGCGCCUUCUUCGCCGCAC
Molecule: messenger RNA, 1957 nt
Organism: Alternaria rosae
Lineage: Eukaryota; Fungi; Ascomycota; Dothideomycetes; Pleosporales; Pleosporaceae
Exons: 5
Coding region: 1-1602 (533 amino acids)
Source: RefSeq, a predicted model, not a curated record